Momordica charantia (bitter melon) is the source of this 2068-nucleotide messenger RNA. Its product is annotated as FRIGIDA-like protein. The record is from RefSeq and is a predicted model, not a curated record. NCBI's taxonomy places the organism in Eukaryota, Viridiplantae, Streptophyta, Magnoliopsida, Cucurbitales, Cucurbitaceae.
UAUUUUUCUCCCUCUAUUCCUCUUCUCUCUCUGGUUUUGGUUUUGGUUUGGAUGUUUGAUUUUCAUCUCAGUUUGUUAGGUCAAGCAUUUAUUUGCAGUCUCCCCAGUGAUUCGUGUGCCAUCUCUCACUCCAUCAAUCGGUUUAUGACAUCUUCUCUCUCUUCCUAUCACCUUCAGCUCCUUUGCCAUGGAUGUCGCACAUUCAGUUGAAACGCUAAUUGACUCUACAACCUCUAAGAUACAACAGCUUCAGAAAGCAUUUGCUGAGCUUGAAAGUCACAAAGCACUGACACUUAAUUUGAAAUGGAAAGAACUUGAAGAACAUUUCCAUGGGCUAGAGAAAUCCUUGAAGAGGCGUUUUCAUGAGUUAGAAGACCAAGAAAAAGAAUAUGAAUCCAAAACAACAGAGGCCCGUCAAAUGUUAGAGAAGCGGGAAGCUGCUAUUUUGGCUAAAGAGCAGGCCUCACUGGAGAAUCUUCAAAAUAAAAGAGAUGCUGCAGCAUUUGCCGUUGCCAAUGCACGAGAAAAGCAUAGGAAGGUGUCAUCAGAAAUGCCUGCUUGCCCUGAUGACUAUCAAAGUGGGGAACUAAAUGUGGUAGAUAAACCACCUGAUUCUUUGACUAGUGAAAAUAACUCAGAAGAUUUGAAAGAGACUCAUGAUGAUGGACACUUUGGGGUCAAGUCUUAUCCUCAAUUAAUACAAUUAUGUGAAGAGAUGGACUCAGCAGGGCUGCACAAAUUUAUAUCAGACAACCGGAAGAACCUUGCUGCAAUAAGGGAGGAGAUUCCAUUUGCACUGAAAGCUGCAGCAAACCCAGCCUGUAUGGUCUUGGACUCCUUGGAAGACUUUUACAGUGGAGAAGUUGCAAACUUGGAUGGAAAGAAGAACUCAGAUCUACUGGGUUCACGUCGAACCUGCAUCAUGUUGAUGGAAUGUUUAAGCAUUUUGCUGAAAACUCUGGAUGUUGUCUCUGUUUCUGAAGUGAUUUCAGCUGGAGUUAAGGUGCAAGCAAAGAAAAUUGCUGGAGAAUGGAAACCGAAGUUGGAUGCUCUUGAUGUGGAUGCUAGUAAUGGCAACUCAUUGGAGGCUCAUGCCUUUUUGCAGCUUCUGGAUACUUUUGGCAUUGCAUCUGAUUUUAAUGAUGUAGAGUUAUCCAGGCUUGUACCAAUGGUCUCCCGUCGCCGCCAAGCAGCUGAUUUAUGUCGAUCUCUAGGGUUAUCAGACAAAAUGCCAGGUGUCAUCGAAGUAUUGGUUAACAGUGGAAGGCAAAUUGACGCAGUGAAUUUGGCUUUUGCAUUUGAACUGACAGAGCAGUUCUCUCCAGUGCCAUUGCUGAAAUCCUAUCUAAAGGAGGCGAAGAAGGUGUCUUCACCAGUCAAAUCUGGAAAUGCAUCCUCCACUGCACAGAAUGAUGUUAGUGACAGAGAGCUGACCGCCCUCAAGGCCGUAGUCAAGUGCAUUGAAGAGCACAAACUCGAACACCAAUAUCCAGUCGACCCUCUUCAAAAACGGGUUCUCCAGCUCGAGAAAGCCAAGGCUGACAAGAAAAGGGUGACUGAGGCAACAAAACCUCAACCAAAGCGACCCCGUGCUAAUGGCGUUGGUUAUGCCCCGCUCGUCAAUAACAACAAUGUCACCGACAAGAACUUCUAUGCUAGAGUGACAGAUAGGUAUCCACAGUACAUGUAUGACAACAGACCCUACAUGUACCCGAGCCCCACCGACAACCAUUGCCCAUCCCUCUUGGGCUCGGCCACAUACAACAUGUCUCCUGCAGCUCAUGGAAACUACUUCGGCAACGCUUACCAGUAUCAAGCUGCUGCAUAUCUUCACUGAAUCAGAUCAAAGAUGUUAAGAGGUGACUGAUCCUUCGUUAACUGUUUAGAGUAUUAACCGUCAAUGGAUGUGGCAGUGUAUGAAUGAAAUUAGUAGUAAGAACUCAGAAACUUACCCAAAAACUCAAAAAGGAAAAAAAAAAAAAAAAAAGACCAAACUGCCUUGUUAAUUUCUGCUGUACUGGAUAAUAUUUCAACUCUCUAAUAUAUAUGCACAAACUUUGAUGUGUAA